GCUGUAACUCCACUUAAUCCAAUUCCAUGUAUUUAACAUAUGUCUGUUACAGGUGUUUCGUAUUCAAUUGAUGAGCAAAGUUUGAGUGAAGCUUUUUCACGAUAUGGUGAAGUUAUUGAUGCAAGGAUAAUUAUGGAUCGUGAAACUGGUAGAUCCAGAGGAUUUGGCUUUAUCACAUUCCAUUCUGUUGAAGAGGCAUCAAGUGCCAUUCAGGCCUUGGAUGGUCAAGUAAUGCAGAUUUCUUAUUCUAAGUUUGAUCUUGGUUCUCUAGAGGUUGUUUGGGCUGCUAACGACUCACCUUCUAUCAAUGAUGUGACUUAUCCUGAGCUAAUUGAAAUGAUAUCAAAGUUAAAGGAUGAAGAAGGAAAUCUCUUGAGUGUCAGUACUUCAAAUCUUUUUAUUGCUAACUCCGAAAAUGAUUUACUUAUUAUUGAUCUGACAAAGGUGUCACCAGAGCUUGCUUGCCAUGCCAGUGAUGCAGAUCUUGUCAUUUUAGAAGGGAUGGCCAGCUUCGAUGAAGCUGCUCCAAAGAUACCGCGACCGACUCUACUUGAAAGAUACCCCAAAAGAUGUUUUGCCUUUAAUCCCGAUGCCCACAAUAAACUUAUGAAAAAAAUAGCUAGGUUAAAGCGACGAAUGAAAAUGGAGAAGCUCAAGAACGGCGUCUGCAAACAUUGUGUCAGUUCCGACAAGCUAGGUUUCGAAGGAAACAAUUAA
Molecule: messenger RNA, 717 nt
Organism: Cicer arietinum (chickpea)
Lineage: Eukaryota; Viridiplantae; Streptophyta; Magnoliopsida; Fabales; Fabaceae
Source: RefSeq, a predicted model, not a curated record